AUGGCUUUGCAGAGUGAAGAACAAUAUGUUGAGUCACUCUCCAUGGGACAAAAACUAAUUGUGAAGAAUUUUAUUUGGUCGAAAGAAGAAUGGCCAGCCAUAAACCACGAAGACUUUGCAGAUACAGAUGACAUCCCUGUCAUAAGUCUCCAAGGUAUUUUGGAUGGGAGGAAAAACCCAGACUACGAGAAGGUGUGCCGAGUGAUGGUGAGUGCUUGUGAGAAGUGGGGGUUCUUCAAGUUAGUGGAUCAUGGGGUUGCUUUGGAGAUCAUAGAGAAUUUCAUAGGGAGUUUAAAUGGGCUGUUUGACCUUCCAAUGGAGAAGAAAGUGAAGGGUGUCAGAUCAGCUACUUUACCACUGGGUUACUGUGCCACAAACCCUGAUUAUGAAAAAAAUUUACCUUGGGCAGAGAUCUUACAGUUACUUCAGUCCCCUCAACAGGUAGUUGCAUUUGCAACUAAAGUUUUUGGUGAUCAACACCAGCAAUUUAGCAAUGCAAUGAUUGGUUACUUGAAUGCACUGGACAAUUUGGGAAUGACAAUUUUGGAGAUGUUAGCUCAUGGACUGGGCCUUCCAGACAACUUUUUCACAAAGAACUUUGAGGAAAAAGAGGCUACCAUGAUCAGGGUCAACAGAUAUCCUCCUUGUCCCCUCCCUGAAAAAUGUCUUGGGCUUGGGAGCCAUUCAGACCCACAUACAUUAACCAUAUUGUUACAAGAUGAUGUUGGCGGCCUGCAAGUUCUGACAAGUGACGACAAAUGGAUUGGAAUCCGUCCUGUUCAAAAUUCUUUCAUCAUCAACAUCGGUGAUACCCUUGAAGCUUGGACUAAUGGGAAGCUGAGGAGUGUAGUGCAUAGAGCAGUGGUUAACAAGGAGAAGAAUAGGCUAUCAGCAGCAUAUUUCAUGAGCCCCCGUAAUUCUGCCCUCAUUGACUGCCCUCUUGAGCUCAUGGAUGCAAAAACCAACCCUAGAAAGUAUGUGCCCUUUACUUGGGGAAAUUUCCGAAAGCAACUUUUGGUUCAAAAGAGGGUUGUUGGUAAAACUGCCCUAGAAAGAUACCUAAUAUCCAAAUGA
Molecule: messenger RNA, 1074 nt
Organism: Pyrus x bretschneideri (Chinese white pear)
Lineage: Eukaryota; Viridiplantae; Streptophyta; Magnoliopsida; Rosales; Rosaceae
Product: gibberellin 20 oxidase 1-like
Exons: 3
Coding region: 1-1074 (357 amino acids)
Biological process (GO): gibberellin biosynthetic process; unidimensional cell growth; flower development
Molecular function (GO): gibberellin 20-oxidase activity
Source: RefSeq, a predicted model, not a curated record